Musca vetustissima is the source of this 459-nucleotide messenger RNA. RefSeq names its product OCIA domain-containing protein 1-like. The transcript is spliced from 4 exons. NCBI's taxonomy places the organism in Eukaryota, Metazoa, Arthropoda, Insecta, Diptera, Muscidae. The coding region runs from base 1 to 459 and encodes 152 amino acids. The record is from RefSeq and is a predicted model, not a curated record. Gene Ontology annotation, cellular component: endosome.
AUGAAACCCCAAGAACCUCAAAUAACUCAGGAAACCCCUGUUCAACAAAAUUUGAAUACAACGGAGAGUACCAAAGAGGACUGCAGAGGAGGAUGCCAACAUUGGAGGCGACCCCACUUCACCUCCGAGGAGUUGCGUGUCUUGCAUGAAUGUAAUCAGGAAUCGUUUUAUCAACGUGCCUUGCCCUUGGGUUUGACAUUUGGAGGUGCCGCCUAUUUGGGUGUUAAAAAUGGUCUCUUAAAGCCCAAUGCUAAAUACGGUGCCAUACCCAAAGUUGUUUUGGGUGUAAUUAUGGGUUAUUUCGUUGGUAAAUGGAGCUACAAACAAAAAUGUGCUGAAAAGUUAAUGGCAUUACCCGACUCGAAAAUUGGCGAAAUGAUAAAACAACGUAAGGAGCAGCAACAUUCGUGGUACUUUACACCGGCUGUGAUGUGUCCAAAGCCGUUUGUUAUGUAUUAA